Lycium ferocissimum is the source of this 2676-nucleotide messenger RNA. RefSeq lists its product as uncharacterized. Gene Ontology annotation, biological process: protein phosphorylation. The transcript has 15 exons. The record is from RefSeq and is a predicted model, not a curated record. Gene Ontology annotation, molecular function: protein kinase activity; ATP binding. The coding region runs from base 13 to 2337 and encodes 774 amino acids. NCBI's taxonomy places the organism in Eukaryota, Viridiplantae, Streptophyta, Magnoliopsida, Solanales, Solanaceae.
CCUUUAACCACCAUGUCACCACCACCACCACCACCACCAUCGGAUUCCACCAUCAUGGACGGUUCCAAUGAGUCACAAUUGGCUACGUCCUGUGUUCUUGUUGAACGGUUGCGAUCAUUAGAAGCGAGUUAUGUGAAACUUAGGGAACAAUUUAAAUUACUUUUGGAAGAAAAGAGUAAGUAUUCAGAUGAAGAGAAGAUACCAUAUGCCGCUGGUGGUACAUCGUCGUAUUGUGGUCCUGGAAUUUUCUACUCAGGGAGUCCGUAUAGAAAUGUGCUUGAAGAUAUGGGACAUGCACUUUACGUUACUAAAGUUGGUACAGGAGAGAUCAUCUACUGGAAUCAAGCAGCUGAGAAACUUUAUGGUUAUAAAGACUAUGAAGUCGUCGGACAAAGGUGUACUGAACUGCUUGUUUGUGAAGAAUAUCAUGAAUUGGCUAUGCAUGCCGUGAAAAGAUUGAGCUGUGGACAAUCAUGGUCUGGUCAGUUUCCUUUUAAGAAGAGGACGGGUCAGAUCUUUAUGGCAAUAGUGACAAAAAGCCUAUGGUACGAGGACGGUGAUCUUUUCGGUGUUAUCACUGUCUCAAGUGAUGCAGCCUUUUUAAAUAAGAUAAACUCAGAAAAAGCAAGAACCUCACAGUCUAAUGGACAACCUGGAGGGCGGGGAAUAAAUAUCAAAAGUAUCCGAUGGCAUCCACAUCAACAACAAACCGCAUCGUCUAUUUCCAGUCUGGCCUCAAAAGUCUUACCACUCAAUCGUGGAGAGGAUGCACGCAAUGCAUCUGCAAAUGCGAGAAACGGGGAGGAUGCUGACGUAGACGCCAUAGGAGGGCAAUCACAAAGGCCACCAAGAGCACCCGCUGCACGGCUGAGUUUCAGUUUGCUAGGUAGAAAGAGCAGAGCUAAUGCACAAAGCUCAGAGAUGGAUGAUAUUGCUCAGCCUUCUAAACUAGUGGCGAAGGUUAUGUCGAAGCUACACAUUACAGGAUUUGGAACCAUUGGAGGAGAGAAGUGUGGAAAUAUUCAACAGAAUGGGCACUAUAAAACCAACGCGAAUGAGGAUGUCACAGAACCUAAUUCACCAUCAGCAUCAGAGGGAAAAUAUAGUCAUGUUCUUGAUGCCUAUCAUGAUUUUCAGAAUAUACUGAAAGGAUCCUGUUUUACUCAACGAAGAACGUUUUCACCCGAAAAUGCACAUUUAUCAUCCACUUAUGUUGUAGAGGGUCCUAUAGCUACCUCCUCCAGAAAGUUCGUUGAAUGUCCUAAGGCUUUCAAAUCUCCUGAACAGUUGCCGAGAUCUUGUUUCCAAAUCAAUGAUAACUAUCUUAAGCCACAAAUAGGAAAUUCAAAACUUUCAGCGAUAGAAAAUUCAUCUCGACAGCAGUUAGAAAACCAACAGUUCCGGAAGUUGGGAGUGAGCAAUAGAAACAGCAAUGGAAGUUCAUCAAACAAAUAUGAGAACGAGUCGAGCUUGAUAGUAAAUUGUGAAAUAUUUUGGGAGGAUAUCAGCCUAAAGGAAGAAAUUGGACAAGGUGCAUAUGGUGUUGUGUAUCGCGGAAUCUGGAAAGGAUCGGAUGUUGCUGUUAAGGUUUAUUUUGGGAACCAAUGUGGUGAGACAACUUUGCUUGACUACAAAAAGGAGAUUGACAUUAUGAAAAGACUUAGACAUCCGAACGUGCUAUUAUUUAUGGGAGCAGUGUCUUCACAAGAAAAGCUUGCCAUUGUCACCGAGUAUUUGCCCAGGGGAAGUCUUUUUAAAGCACUUCACAGGAAUAAUCAGCCACUAGACCUCAAAAGACGUCUUAGGAUGGCCCUUGACGUGGCUAGGGGUAUGAAUUACUUGCAUCGGCGAAACCCUCCUAUAGUACAUAGAGACCUUAAAUCUUCAAACCUGCUGGUGGAUAAGAGCUGGACUGUCAAGGUUGGAGAUUUUGGCCUUUCCAAAUUGAAACAUGCUACCUUUCUAACUGCAAAUUCUGGACGAGGGACGCCGCAGUGGAUGGCUCCUGAAGUACUUAGAAAUGAACCUUCAACAGAGAAAUCUGAUGUCUUCAGCUUCGGUGUGAUCUUAUGGGAGCUAAUGACUGUAUCUAUUCCGUGGAAGGACCUUAAUCCCUUACAGGUUGUUGGAGUUGUUGGCUUCAUGGAUGGCAGACUGGACAUUCCGCAAAAACUUGAUCCUCGCGUUUCACCUAUUAUUGUUGAUUGUUGGCAAAGCUCACCAGAACUUCGUCCAUCAUUCGAAGACAUUAGCCGAAGAAUGACAGAAAUAAUUCUCUCGUUGGGGGGAUUGACAUCUAGGAAGAAUUCAGGAGGUCUGAUAUCAAGCUCAGUUUGAUAGGCUACUCAAGACAAACAACCUAUACAAAAACACAAGCUUUUAAAGCGAAUCGACAACUGAUAACAAUGUUCUUCUUAAUUUAAUGUUAAAUAUCUUGUUGCUGCUUUCUGCUUGCAAAAAAGCGAAGGAGUGUAUUAAUAGCAUAAUGUAGGACUGUAAAAGUCUGAAAUUCCCUUGCUGCUUUAAUAAGAAACUUUUUUUAUAAAGUAAUCAUCCAAGUUUAUCUGUUGCCUCAUGAAAAUGAUUUGUAGAGGUGAAGUUACUGAAGGGAAGGAACUAAAUGAAUUUCACUUCCCUUUCUUUCCAUGGAACCAAAAUAAUUCUAAUGUUCAAGGC